AUGGGUCAGACGGAGCAGCAGCGGAGAGCAAGUCCGCGUCGCUCGCCGGACCUGCCCGCGCUGCCGCCACCCAUACAGCCCUACAGCGGCUUCCUCGGGAACGGCAAGACUGUGAUAAGGCCGAUAGCGUUCAAACCACUGGGCGGACGGCUUUCUGCGGGCGGGGAGCGGUAUGGCUCGACCCCGGUGCUCGCGAGUAGACCGCCAUCUCUUAUGACUUUAUAUGGAAGUUCCUCCGAUGUUCGAGAGUCGCGUUGGUGUGGAUCCCCACAACCGGCGUCUUUAUCCGCUCUGCCACCCGCCACGCUCUCCACCCCGCUUCACCAGAGACAUCACUCAGCUAUCGUGACAAAGUCGAGUUUGAGCGCAGAGAGCAAGGAACCGGUGCCGGCACCGUCGCCUGCUGACUCUGGAGUUUCUGAACUCGAGCGGGAUCAGCAUGAAUACAGUACGACGGAGCGGCUGCGCGCGCACGAGGUGCGGCUGCGGGCGCCGCGCGCGCUCAUGCUGGCGGCGUGCGGGCGCGCGCGCGACGAGCGCGACGCCGAGCUGGCGCGCGUGCGCCGCGACCGCGCGCUGCUGCGCCAGCGCCUCGAGGACACCGAGUGGAGCCUGUGCCAGCGCGCCGGCGAGAUCGCGCUGCUCAAGACGCAGCUCAAGGAGGCUCAGAAUGAGCAGACUGCGAAAGGCCACGAAUACCUAACCCUGAAAGCCGACUGCCGCCAACUAAGAGAAGCGCUCGACAAAAAAGAGAAGGACAUAAUGAGGCUGCGAUCCGAACUGGAGGAGAAAGAGAAAUCAAUGAGCAGACUACAAACAGAAGUCGACAGACUGACAAACGACCUAAUGGAGAGCGUAGCAGAUCUGAACAAAGUAAAGGAGAGCAGCAAGAACGAAAUUGAAAGACUAAAAACCGAACUAAAAGAACUGCGGCAAGAGCUAUCUGAUGUUUCGCUGAGCGGAUACGAAGGGAUAGAGUGUGGGAGGACAAUGAGAGGAAUUUACGACGUCUGCAAAACGAACGAAUACCACUGGAAUUCCAGCGAUAGCGCUCUGGAAGACGCAGAAGUGCAGAGAUUGAACGGGGAACUUCCCGACACAUGCAGUGAUCCCUGCCCGACGAGCGCGAUGCUAGAAAGACUCAAAUGCGAAAUGCAAUCGAAAGAAACACAGUUCAACAACGAAAGGAGGAAAUGGUCCGAGGAGAAGGACAAAGUGCUGAGAUACCAGAAGCAGUUACAAAUGAACUACGUGCAAAUGUUCAAGAGGUCGCGCACUUUGGAAGCCGAAGUGGACGGACUGAGACUCGAACUGGAACUAUGCAAUAAGAACAUGAAAAAUAUAAACCAACACGGGAAGACCAUAGAGUUGUAA
Parnassius mnemosyne (clouded apollo) is the source of this 1374-nucleotide messenger RNA. The record is from the annotation of a GenBank genome assembly. NCBI's taxonomy places the organism in Eukaryota, Metazoa, Arthropoda, Insecta, Lepidoptera, Papilionidae.